Molecule: messenger RNA, 654 nt
Organism: Torulaspora delbrueckii
Lineage: Eukaryota; Fungi; Ascomycota; Saccharomycetes; Saccharomycetales; Saccharomycetaceae
Gene: ERD2
Product: Erd2p
Exons: 1
Coding region: 1-654 (217 amino acids)
Biological process (GO): protein retention in ER lumen; endoplasmic reticulum to Golgi vesicle-mediated transport
Cellular component (GO): cis-Golgi network; membrane; endoplasmic reticulum
Molecular function (GO): ER lumen protein retrieval receptor activity
Source: RefSeq, a predicted model, not a curated record
AUGAAUUUGUUCAGAAUAGUGGCAGAUCUUUCGCAUUUGGCGAGUAUUCUGAUUCUGAUUCACACGAUCAAGACAACAAACUCCAUCGAUGGUAUCUCGUUCAAGUCUCAGGUGCUUUACGUUUUGGUGUUUGCCAGUAGGUAUUUGGACCUAUUCUUCCGGUGGAUUUCCUUAUACAACACGUUGAUGAAGCUUUUCUUCAUCGGUUCAUCCAUUUACAUUAUUAUGCUACUGCAAAACGCUAAGAACACCGUUGCAUACAAGGAAAUGAUCUUAAAGGAUACUUUCAAGGUUCGUUACAUUCUAGCUGCCAGUGGUGUUCUUGCCCUUCUUUUUAAUGAGAGGUUUACUGUGAUUGACAUUUUAUGGAGUUUCUCGCUGUGGCUUGAGAGUAUUGCCAUUUUACCACAACUCUUCAUGUUAUCCAAGACUCGCAAAGCUCCAAGCUUGACAAUUCAUUACAUCUUUGCAUUAGGGCUUUACAGAGCCCUAUAUAUUCCCAAUUGGCUUUGGAGAUGGCUAAUGGAGGACAAUAAAGGUUUCCAAAAACUGCCUUUCGUCACAGGUUUCAUACAAACUCUUGUAUACUCCGAUUUCUUCUAUAUCUACUACCAAAGGGUUAUUAAAGGCGACCGUACAAGACUGCCUCAUUAA